Chelmon rostratus (copperband butterflyfish) is the source of this 1102-nucleotide messenger RNA. RefSeq names its product protein C19orf12 homolog. Lineage: Eukaryota; Metazoa; Chordata; Actinopteri; Chaetodontiformes; Chaetodontidae. Bases 91 to 540 code for a protein of 149 amino acids. The record is from RefSeq and is a predicted model, not a curated record. The transcript has 3 exons.
GGCUAUUAAAGCGGGCGUUGAUUCAUGUCGAACUGGUCGUGUUUGGAAGAAAGGCGCUGUAGAUGACAUUGUAGCGUUAGCCUGUGCUUAAUGAUGCUUUCUGAUGCAAUCAGUAUGUGUCAUCGGAUUGACGAUGUCAUGAAGCUGUGCUGUGAGUUAUCUGCCAAUACGCAAAUCCAGACCACAGUGAAAGGCUCAGGCAAGGGAGCAGCAGCAGCUGGGGGACUGGCCUUCGCUGGAGGGCUGGUCGGGGGUCCUCUUGGAAUAGCAGUCGGUGGUGCUGUGGGAGGCCUUCUGGGGUGCUGGCUGACCAGUGGACAGUUCAAACCACUGCCUCAGAUCAUAAUGGAGCUGAGUCCUCAGCAGCAGCAGAAGCUUUAUGAUGAUCUCAUGGCCAUCCUGGGAGACAUUCAGUGGACAGAUCUGGCUCAGCUAACAGCUCUAGUGAUGGGCAACGCCAGCCUGAAGCAGCAGCUAACAGGCGCCCUUCUCGGGUACAUCACCAAGGAGCUCCAGGCAGAGGUGCACUAUGUGGAUUAGCUUCUGUGGAAAAACUGGGAUAACCUGACUGGGGGGGCAACAUGCUCAGGAGGACUGAGUCUUUGACAAGAAUGUGAACUGUUUCUGUGAAGCUGGAGAGACUCUUUAUCAGAUGUGAAAUCACAUGUUGUAAAAUGGCUCAGACACAAUCACAGUCCUGGUAACAGGUUACACUGGUGAAAAAGAGGUUAGCACAUAACUGUGAAUUACAACAGCUUUAUAACAGGAUUAAUUUAUUAUUGGAAGUGCACUUGAAAGAAUUAUUUAUUCAUUAAGCCUUUAAUGGCACUGAUUUUCAUGUUUUACUUUAAAGGUUACUCAGAAUUAAGGUCACUCAGUCAGACCUUCAGCUACAAUGAAGUAGUGUUACCAGUUUUAAAAAAAGAUUAUUCAUUGAAUGAGUGCCAACUUCAGGGUGUGACAUAUUUUAAUUUGAUGUAAAUUUAGGAAGUUUAACAGUAGGAAUGUACCAGCUUGUGUGUACACUGUAUUGUUUUGCCAUCACUGAGUCAAUUCAGGCUCUUUUUUUGCUUUGAGUGAUCUCGUCAAUUAAAAGAGGUGU